Molecule: messenger RNA, 606 nt
Organism: Aspergillus aculeatinus CBS 121060
Lineage: Eukaryota; Fungi; Ascomycota; Eurotiomycetes; Eurotiales; Aspergillaceae
Product: YOS1 family protein
Exons: 2
Coding region: 7-546 (179 amino acids)
Biological process (GO): endoplasmic reticulum to Golgi vesicle-mediated transport
Cellular component (GO): endoplasmic reticulum membrane; Golgi membrane; COPII-coated ER to Golgi transport vesicle
Source: RefSeq, a predicted model, not a curated record
GCCAAGAUGUUUUUCUUCGGCCUAGGGAAACUCUUCUACGUCGUCAUCCUCUUCAUCAACUCCCUUGCCAUCCUCUCCGAGGACCGUUUCCUCGCCAGAAGUACGUCCACACAAGUCCAAGUCCCCUCCGGAACUUCUCAACGCUCCAUCCUCCCCCCCCCUCUCUCUCCCUGGGACCUCCUCAGCAAGCUAACCAAGCUCCCUCCCCCCCAAACAGUCGGCUGGGGCCGCAUGCAAGCCGAUCCAGCCUUCGGCGCAACCUACGACAACACCAGCGUCAAGGCCAAAACCAUCAAUCUGAUCGCCAGUGUCCGGACUGUCAUGCGAAGUACGUCCUUCUCACAAAAAAAAAAAGCCCAAGCUACACACGAGCAUACCUCCCUCGCGCAGACCCCUCAUCUCCCGCACUACACCGCGAGUCACAAUAACCAAACUAACCUCUACCAUUUCCCCCUCUCUCCAACGGAGAAAAGGGGAAUCUGUAUAACAGUACCCUUAAUCGUGAUCAAUACCAUCGUCAUCAUCUACGAGCUUAUCCUGGGUUAACCGACCCACACCAAAACAAUUCGAACGUCUCUUGUCACAGCUCCCCGACUUGUUUUUUUU